Lepus europaeus (European hare) is the source of this 1117-nucleotide messenger RNA. RefSeq names its product unc-50 inner nuclear membrane RNA binding protein (gene UNC50). Gene Ontology annotation, cellular component: Golgi membrane. The transcript is spliced from 6 exons. The record is from RefSeq and is a predicted model, not a curated record. The coding region runs from base 142 to 921 and encodes 259 amino acids. Lineage: Eukaryota; Metazoa; Chordata; Mammalia; Lagomorpha; Leporidae.
CGCACGAUACGUCAGUGCGACGCGCCCGGGGCGCCGUCUACGUUGCUGAAAGGGAAGUGGGCCCUUCCUGGGCUCGGCUCCUGGUCGGAGGGAAGGGGCCAGCCCGGACCUGAGCGGAGGCCGCCGCAGGGCUCCAGGACGAUGUUACCCAGUACUUCCGUGCAUGCGUCCGCGCACGGGAACGGGGUCCUGAGUUCCAGAGAUGCAGCGAGACACACGGCUGGAGCAAAGCGCUACAAGUACCUGCGGCGGCUUUUCCGUUUCCGGCAGAUGGACUUCGAGUUCGCCGCCUGGCAGAUGCUCUACCUGUUCACGUCCCCGCAGAGGGUUUAUAGAAACUUCCACUACCGGAAGCAGACGAAGGACCAGUGGGCCCGAGAUGACCCAGCUUUCUUGGUCCUGCUGAGUGUCUGGCUCUGCGUUUCCACUAUAGGAUUUGGCUUUGUACUGGACAUGGGAUUUUUGGAGACAAUAAAGCUUCUCCUGUGGGUUGUAUUCAUAGAUUGUGUAGGCGUCGGUCUGCUGAUAUCAACUUUAAUGUGGUUCAUCUCUAAUAAGUACUUAGUGAAGCGACAGAGCCGGGACUAUGAUGUGGAGUGGGGCUACGCCUUUGAUGUGCAUCUGAAUGCUUUUUAUCCUCUGUUAGUCAUUUUGCAUUUUAUCCAGCUUUUUUUCAUCAACCAUGUUAUCCUAACAGACACAUUUAUUGGAUAUCUAGUUGGAAAUACCUUAUGGUUGAUUGCUGUUGGCUAUUAUAUCUAUGUAACCUUCCUAGGUUAUAGUGCACUGCCAUUUUUGAAAAGUACGGUAAUUCUUCUCUACCCAUUUGCACCUCUCAUUCUGCUCUACGGGCUGUCUCUAGCACUAGGAUGGAACUUCACCCACACUCUCUGUUCUUUCUACAAGUACCGAGUGAAAUGAAAAGAGUGACAAUAUUCCAACUUAACUGUGGCAACAGUAUUGGUAUAGUGAUGAUUUCUUGUAAAACUUGUAAAUAAUCUCUGUAGAUAUCUUAAAAGGUGUAAAGUUUACAAAUAUGCUAACACUAUUGUUAAGUACAUUCCUUAAAACUAAUUAAAUGUACAUUUCUAUAAUAAAUAUUUUUUAAACUAAAGUA